UCCAACUAUUUUCUCAAUGUUAUUUUGUAAGGUCUUAUCAGGAUGUACAAGAUAAGUAUGUGGAUGAUGAACAAUUGAAAACAAGGAUUGAUGAAGCCAAGAAAGCUGCGUUGCAAACAUACGAAAAAUGUAAAAUUGCACCAGAAAAAGAGUUUGUACAAAACAAAGAGAUACUCCAACACGAUUUAGAUGUUUAUGUGGAGGAAAUUAAUGAAACUAACAACAAACAUAAAGGGAAGAUUAAUGAGAAACUCAAUGUAUUCUAUCACAAGUUAACAGCUGACUACCUUACCAAGAUGAACGAGAUUACUUCAAAUCGGUAUGUGAAGAUAGAAAACUUAAAGAAAGUGCACGAUAAAUUUGAAAACAUGGUCUCUGAAGAGAUGGUAAAAGCAAUUCCAUACAAAACCAUUGCAACAACUGCUAUUAAGAGAUGCCAUGAUGGGAUAGAAAAUAAAUGGAAACUUAUAGCAGGAGAAAACACUGUCUCUAAAAUCCUGAGAUCGAAUGCAGCUAAUGCAGGUGCUACAGCUGUAGCAGUAGGUACUGCUUUAAUUGGAGUUGUUGGUGGUACUGUUUUUGGUGUUAGUGGUACUCUAAUUGGUACAGUGAUUGGUAUGGUUAAGGCAGCAUUGCCAUUUCACUAUAACCUGUCUCUUAAUGAUAUUCCUGCACUUAAAUACUUAAGGUCUCUUAAACUUUAAGGAAAAAAGUUAGAUUAUCUGACUGUAUAUGAGUUUCUUUAAUUCAUGUUGAACUCUUGCAAUCCAGAACAACAAUAUAAUACUAAUGCUUUAUUGAUAACUGUAUAAUUUUUAAAAAUUCAUACUACUACAAUGAUGCAGUAUAGCAUUCAUGACCAGUAACUAUUUGUGUAUACUUAAAAUUCCUCUUGAUAAUGCUUAAGUAGUUUGUUACCAUCUUGUUUAUUCAACUGUCACAUCAAUAAAGUAGCAAAUAAUUUAAUAUGUGGAGUUAUUAAUCUUAAGUUAUAGUAUGUCCUGUUGUAAAUGAAAACAAAAUCGGAGCACUGCGUUUACCGUUUAAAGCUUUGCUGUAGUCAAAAAUCUCAGAGUGUGAGAUCUCUGUUUUAACGAAAAAUAAUACCGGCUCAGUGGUAGAGCACUGGUCCUUCAAAUCCGUCACUAUUUCACGACUGUAUAAGGUUAUUUUUAUACACAAGAAUUGUUUUUAUUAAACUUAUACUCAAAUACAAUAUGAUGGUCGAUGUUGUAUAAAUUGUCCUUUGCAUAAAGUGUCAAGCCGACAGAACUGGCAUAACUGGUAACGUAUAGGGCGAAUGAUAAUUGGGACGGACAGCUAAUUUUGCGACAAAGAAAACGAUUAAAAAUGCAACAAUGUUAAAACAUUUUUUCCAAUGCUGUGCCUAAAUGUAAUGGACAAUAUCAUUACAGUGGGAUCGGAUCAGGUAUGAUUCCCCAUUUCUCAAUAAAGUGUAACUGAUACUUCUUCAUUUCGUAAUCUGUUAUUACUGUGCCUUUGAAAAGCACGAAUUCACCAAUCGCUCCUCGGAAGUUAUGGUCGCCGUUUGGACCUAUGUUACCCAUUGCAAACCCUGUAUCUGAUGGACUUAAUUCUGCUUGAAAUCUUUGAAGUAACUUUCCAUUGCACCAUACACUACUAGCAUCGACACCGCCAUUUAAGUUCCAUUGGACACUGAUAACGUUCCAGAUAUUAAACGCUAUUGGGUUUGCGUUAGUGGGGAAAGAAGAGAUUGCGAUAUUUAUAUUGACAGUGCCUGCAACGUAUAGCUUGUCGCUUGUCAGUAAAAUUAACUUGUCCCAAUCAUUGUCAUCUGCUCCGAACAGCCCAUUAGAUGUAGGCGAAUUACUUAUUAAAAUAUCGCGUCGGUAAACUAUAAACACAGUAACCAGGUCGUUUUCUCCAUCUUUAGGAUUCAGAUCCAGGCUGGUAAUCAGAUUGUUGAAGUUUUUAUCAAACACCAAAAACCUGUGACCAUUUUGUUUUUCUUGUGACAGACGUGGUUGAAAUAGUGAGUUGUUUUGUAAUGCUGGCAACGGGGAUAAACCUUCACCAUAAACCGCUGAUACAUUUGAUGUUCCUGAAAUUUUUACAUCUGUGUCGUAGUCCACACGGUAUUGCACUGUUGCGGUUGAUGUUAUGUAAUCUGAAAAGUAUCAUGUGAUAAUCGUUGCCUCGCAUGAAGUGAAAUGUGAAUAAUUUAUUUUGUAUGGCAGGUUACACACCGGAUAUAAUAAAGCACUGGAAAAUGCUUGUGUUA
This is a messenger RNA of Ciona intestinalis (vase tunicate), 2263 nucleotides long. The record is from RefSeq and is a predicted model, not a curated record. Lineage: Eukaryota; Metazoa; Chordata; Ascidiacea; Phlebobranchia; Cionidae.